Emiliania huxleyi CCMP1516 is the source of this 687-nucleotide messenger RNA. RefSeq lists its product as hypothetical. The record is from RefSeq and is a predicted model, not a curated record. The transcript has a single exon. Bases 1 to 687 code for a protein of 228 amino acids. NCBI's taxonomy places the organism in Eukaryota, Haptophyta, Isochrysidales, Noelaerhabdaceae.
AUGCGGCGCACCACGCGCUCAACCACCGCUGCCCUCGCUGCCUCCGAGAACCAAGGUAGCCCGCAGACUGCGCCUGGCCGCAACCAAGGCGCCGCGGCUCUUUCGCGGAAGCGGCAGGCCCCGCAGCAUGCUCCAGACCAGACGCAGCCUCGACCUUGGCGGGCCGACGAAUGCGAAGAGCUGUGCCGCCGUCUCGGAGCGCUGUUGCAGGAGGGAACCUCCGCCACGAUCCCUGCGCGAUGCACGAUCACACCUUCGAGGGGCGAGUCACAGUUCGGCAUCGAUGCGGAGGCGACGUUCCAGGCUGAACCCUUCGUCGUCAAGUUCCGAGCGAGCCCGCUCGCAAAGACGCUGCCGAUGAUCACGGAUUCCCUUUGGGUGUCGGUUCACUCGACCGUGCCGCAGUGCAUCACAGUCGUCUUCGAUGCAGAGGGCACCGGGGCCUGGUCAGCCAAGCUACACAUCGCGAACGCCACCGACUUCGUCCGCGUGGUCGCGCUGCUUGAGGCCGUCCAGCACCCGACGCCGCUGCUCAACCAGACGGUGCGCACGUCGAGCGGCGACGUCGGCGUCGUCACCUCGAGCGCCGAGGGCGCCAACGUCGUGGUGACGGUGAUGCAGCCGUCGAUGCAGCCGUCGAUGCGCAGGCUGACGGUGCCCGCGGAGGCUCUCACCAUCGUCAAGUGA